Messenger RNA from Populus euphratica (Euphrates poplar), 3472 nucleotides. Its product is annotated as stress response protein nst1-like. Bases 356 to 3043 code for a protein of 895 amino acids. NCBI's taxonomy places the organism in Eukaryota, Viridiplantae, Streptophyta, Magnoliopsida, Malpighiales, Salicaceae. The record is from RefSeq and is a predicted model, not a curated record. The transcript has 4 exons.
UAUAGUUUCUUGUUCUUCUCCGCUCUUUCUCGAGUUUCUUCUCUGUUAAAACAGAAAAACAAACACAAAAGCUGCUACAACAACAACGACGAACCGAUUUCCAAAAUCCGAACCCGCGUGCCCCGAUUAUCAAAAUCUUUUUUCAUCUUCUUCAUUUUCUGCCUCUCAUUUCCAUCAAUUGCCAUGGUCUCUCAACCUGGUUCUUGAAGUAUCUGCGAAUUGGUUUGAAUAGGAGAAAAUAGGGUUAGGGUCUCGAAUUUGAAGCAUUGCUAUAUUUUGAAUUGGGGAUUUUCUUUUCUUUCUUUCAUCUGUUUGUGUUGGAUUGUUUUCCAAAGACGGGGAAAAUAGGAGGAUAAUGUGUAUACUGUGUGUGAUACAAAAGUGGUCUCGCCGGGUUGCUACGAUGCUGCCUUGGUUAGUUAUUCCUUUGAUAGGAUUAUGGGCACUUUCACAGCUAUUGCCGCCGGCAUUUCGUUUUGAGAUUACAUCGCCGAGACUGGCGUGUGUUUUUGUGCUCCUGGUUACUUUAUUUUGGUACGAGGUUUUGAUGCCACAGCUGUCUGCUUGGCGGGUGCGUAGAAAUGCACGAUUGAAGGAGAGGAAAAGGUUUGAAGCCAUUGAAUUGCAGAAGCUUAGGAAAACUGCUACGAGGAAGUGUAGGAAUUGUUUGACUCCAUAUAAGGAUCAGAAUCCAGGUGCAGGUAAGUUUAUGUGUUCUUAUUGUGGGCAUAUUUCGAAACGGCCAGUUUUGGAUUUGCCUGUACCACCUGGGUUGGGGAUUUCAAAUUCUGGUAUUAUUAAGGAUUUGGUGGGGAAAGGUGGGAAGUUACUGAAUGGCAAGGCGUGGAGUGAUAAUGGAUGGAUGUGUAGUCAGGAGUGGUUAGAUAAUGGUGGCUGGGCUGGUGGGUCUGUUGCUGGGAAGUCUAGUUAUUGGAGGAAGAAUGGGAGUGAGAUUUUUGGAGGGGAUGGACAUUGUUUGACUAAGACAUCAUAUUCAGGGGUUGUAAUUUUUGCUUGCAAGUUGUUGACAUCUUUUUUCUUGAGCAUUCGGUGGCUUUGGAGGAAAAUUUUUAGGACUAGUUCCUCUGAGGAUGGCUCUUCUGAUGCUGAGCACAGGGUGAUGUUGGCUAAGAGGCGUGAAAAUGGGGAAAACUUUCAUGAGAGUAGAGGAGAGAAAGCACGCAGGAAAGCUGAAGAGAAGAGACAGGCUAGGGUAGAGAAGGAGCUCUUAGAGGGGGGAGAGAAAAAGCAAAGGGAGGAGGUUGCUAGAUUGGUAGAGGAACGCAGGAAGCUGAGGGAUGAGAUAACAGAGGCUGAAAGGGAUCGAAGUAGAUCAUCACCACUGACCAGGGAGAGAAAUAGUAGGAAGGAAGCAGAAAAGAAACGUCAGGAAAGAAGGAAAGAGAAAGACAAGGAGUCUAGUAAGAGCAACUCUGAUGCAGAAGAGUUGGAAAAGAAAGCAGGAAAGGAAAGUGAUCAGAAGCGGGAUGUUGAGAAGAAGAGUGAAAUUGAGCGCCGUCAACAUCAAAAAUCUGGAACAGAGAGUGUAAAAGGUCAGAACAUUGAAUUGGGACAUGGGAUUAAGAAUACAUCUGGAAGCAACUUUAACCGGGGCAAUACUGGAUCUAGGUAUUUUGAUCGAAUGAAGGGUACAUUUUUGUCUUCUUCCAGAGCUUUUAGUGGAGGUGGUUUCUUUGGAAAACCUGCUAACACGCCUGCUACUGUCACUAAAGAAAAUAAGCCCAACAGUUCUAUAGAUCCUGUUCAUACUUCUGCCUAUAGGAGAGAGAUACAUGCACCAGACCGUCUGGCUGGGAAAGCAAGUCUGAACGGAGAUGAAAGGAACAUCUAUCGUCCUGUGCUCUCUGAAACGCAACCAAGCCAACCUAAGAAAACAUGGCAGCAAUUAUUUGCACGCUCAUCACCUGCUCCUUCAUCCUCAAAUGCAAAUGUCAUCUGUAGACCAUAUUCAAAACAAGCAGAAGUUCAUGCUCAACAGUUUCCUCUGCAAUCAUCACCAAUGCAAUCAUUUGAUAACCCAAUCAAUUUUGGGCUGCCAUCACCAUUUCCAGUCUCUGCAUUUCCAAAUGUAUCCACUAGCACUAGUUUAGGUUUCUCACCUCCUAUUGAACCAAUUUUUCCGCGUUCUGUGGAAGGGUCCUGUGAUUUUAUACCUGAAGAACCAGAACUGUUUGAAGAUCCAUGUUAUAUUCCUGACCCAAUAUCAUUGCUUGGGCCUGUUUCAGAGUCGCUUGAUAAUUUUCAGUUAGACCUGGGAACUGGUUUUGCACCAGACAUGGGACUGGGAUUGGAAAGGCCUUAUGCUAUAAAGAAUGUGUCUGCAUCUCCUGAAGUGAACAAGCCAUCUCCAAUUGAAUCCCCUUUGUCAAGACUACGAACUGCUGAUGAAAAGAAUAAUGGUUCUAACUGGUUCCCAACUACUCCUAUAGCCCAAGAUUUUAACACUCUACCUAUGGAUGAUAUGCAUGGGAAUGAGAAGGGAACAUGGCAAAUGUGGAACAGUUCUCCUCUUGGUCAGGAUGGUUUAGGUUUAGUAGGUGGCCCAGGAAGCUGGCUUUUACCCCCAGAACGAAACAGAUCAACCAAGGAAGAUAUUAUACCACCUCCAUCUCAGAAAACUAUGCCAACGCUGUUUACAAAAGAUGAUCAAAUCCUUUCUGGUACUCUUUCUCCUCAGAAGGUUUUUCUUGGCAAUGGUCAGAAUGGUGGGGUAUUCAGUCCAGUCAUUGGUGCAAGUGAAAAUGAACCAUGGUUACAGAAUGCCUUUUUCCCACCAUUAUCAAGCAGCACUAGCCAAUUCUCUUUGAAAUCUCAGGAGGAAUGUGCUCAGAAUGAAGUGAUUUAUCGGAGUCCCACUGGAGCUGCAACCGACAAUGCUUUUGGGUCAUCUCCAGUCCAUAGUUGUUCCAAGAAUGAAUGGGGUGCACAAGGUUCAGGAGAAGGUUUCGGGAAGUCAUCUGUCACAAGACCCAAUUUUGGUGGUUUGUUCCCCACCUCAGAUGUACAGUGGUCGUUCGAUUAAAAAAAGGAAAGAAAAGUAAAAAAAGGAAAAAGAAAAAAGAAAAAAGGGUGACAGUAUGAGUCGCCUGAUCAGACCUCCUGUUCUGAAGAGGCAAAUGUCCCCUUUGGAUGGGAGCUUAGAAUACUGGACACGAUUGUAUCUUCUUCCAUCGGUUCUUUAAAGGGGCAUUGAUCUUUACGUACUUAGCAUGCAUAGGAAAUUAGGAUUACCUUUGACAUGCAUUCACGUGUGCAUCAGGUAACAGUUAGGUUGACUACAAUUCAAAAUUUUUUAGGUUUUGCCUGGGGGAGAGGGGGGUGUGUCCCCUUUUUGAGGAAAAUUUCUUCUUUUGAAGAUGGAGCUAUUCCUCGUAGUUGUAAACCUCUUGAUCUUCAUCUGAAUGAAUGCCAAUGAGAUGAUGCUAGCGCAUGCUGCUUAUGCUUAUGAAAA